AUGUGCGACAAGGAAUUCGGUAAGUUAUGACGUAUUUUAUAGAUUUUUGGUUUUGGCGGGUAAUUUUGGGGUUGAAAUUUUGGGCGUUUUUUUAAAUUUAAAAAAAAUUUUUGAAAAAAAGUGGAUAAUAUAAAUAUUUUCAGCCCUUUUAUCAGUAUCCGACAAAACAUGCCUAGUUGAAUUGGCCACAGUGCUUCAAGAAGCCAACCUUCAACUCGUCGCCUCUGGAGGUACCGCCAAGCUUUUGAGAGACAAUGGCUUGGAUGUAAAGUAAGUUUUUGUUGAUUUCCUUUGAUAUUGAUAGUGUAGAUUCUUGGCUUUGAUUUGAUGUAUAAUUUAGGCAUGGGCUGAUUCUUUGAAGGGGCGAGAAAUUAAAAAUAUUCGGGGGAGAUUCGAUUUUUUCGGAAUUUUUGGUUUUUUCACGUUUUUUUCUCUUGAUUUUAGGUAAAAUACGAGGCCGAAAACAAAUACAUUUAUAAGAUGUUUUGAGAAUGGAAUCUUGGCUUUUAUUUGAUAUAUAAUUUGGGCAUGGGCUGUCUUUUAACGAGGUGAAAAAUUUAAAAGACUGAGAUGAUGUCUGAUUUUUUCCAUAUUUUUGAGGUUUUUUCAAAGUUAUCGCUUGGUUUUACGUAAAAUACGAGUUAAUAAAAAGAUUAGUUAUUAACUAUUUUAUUCUCUAAUAUCUUCUAAAUCUUUUUACAUCAAAUUCUAAUUUCAGAGAUGUGUCGGACAUCACGAAAUUCAAUGAAAUGCUUGGCGGACGCGUCAAAACCCUUCAUCCCGCUGUUCAUGCCGGAAUCCUGGCCCGGGACACGGCUAGCGAUGUUGCUGAUCUGAAAGUGAGUUCACUUUGAUAGUACUUAUACUAGCAUGUAUUGUGCCAAAAUUUUGUUCUGAUUGGUUCAGCAGUUUUUUAGUUAUAUUAAUUUGAAAUUUUUUAGGUAUCAAAUUUUUGGUUUUUUUGAAAAAAAAUGUCAUUUUUAUGCCAUUUUAUAAUGUUUAAUAUGUCAAAUUUAGGUUGUUAGAUAGCUUAAGAUGUUAUCUAUGAAAUAAAGUUAACCUUUUGCAACUUUCAGGCCAAUAACUUUAACUAUUGCCAAGUUGUUGUAUGCAACCUAUACCCAUUCGAUGCCACAAUCAAAAAGGAGAAUUGCACGUUGGCCGACGCCAUCGAGAACAUUGAUAUUGGUGGUGUGACGUUGUUGAGAGCUGCUGGUAAGAACCAUGAACGUGUUACCGUGCUCACGGAUCCAGCUGAUUAUGGCAAAUUCAUCGAAGAGGUAAGAUUAAUAUUAUAUUGAUGUAGCUGAAGGUGGAUUUUGAUUGUUUGGGAUUAAAAUUUGUGGAAAUGUUGGUUUGUUAAGGUUUGUGAGUGUAAGUUAAGGUCAGAUUUGAAGGAUUUUUGAACAAAAUUAGGGAAACGGACCAGUUAUACCAAAAAGGGACAUGUUAUACGAUCAAACAUGUUUUUAGUCAAAACUAUGGUUUGUAGCUAAAACAUGUCAAAACAAACUUACAUAUAGGAAGAAUAUGACAUUGUUUACCAUUUGUAGCAUUUUGUUUUGUCAAACCCACGAAAAUCUUACUUUAACAUCACUUUACAUUGUUGUUGGUCAUGGAUAACAUAAUAUCAAGCUAAAAGCCACGUAGUUUUUUUAUACACGCAAAAAUGUCAUAUAUGUAGACAAAAAGACGUGUAGAUCUUUGAUAAGUAAAUUUACAAUCAAAACAAAAGUCAGUCGACGAGGAAACGGCUCCCCCGGGAGGGACGGGCGUGUUCGGCCCAACAACAAAAAUUUCACGUUUUUGCGCCGUUUUUGAGCCGAACCUGCAAAAUUUGAGCCGUUCUGGAAGUUUGGUUCACUUUUUCUUGAGAUUUUAGGCAUUAAAAUUUUUUUUUGAAUUUUUUAAAAAUUAAAAUAUUUUUUAAAUUGGCUAUUGUAUGACAUGAUAAACAUAAGGAAGAGUCCUGUAUAACGAGUCACUCGGGGAUUGAAAAUUUGUUUUGUUAUAGAGGAGUUUUGUUAUAUAGAAGUUUUCAAAGAAUUAAUUUUAGUGGGAGGGGUAAAAUCUUUUUUUUGGUGGUAAGAAGGGGGGGGGGAAUGGGGUGUUGUAAAGGAAGGAAAAAGAAUUUUUGAAGAUUGAGGAGUAAAAUAUGUUUUGUUAGGGCGGGUUAAAAAAAAUUUUUUUUUGUUUAGGGCAAAAUAAAAAACUUUUUUUUUCUUUGGGUAGGGUCGGGUAAAAAAGUAUUUGGGUAGGGUAUGUUAAAACAGUGUUUUAAGAGCAGUGGUAAAAGCAUUUUUUUGGUUGGAACGGCGUAGGGUAAAGUGUUGCGGAGAAAGCCAUGUAAAGUACACUAAAACUUUUGUAUAACGAGUUUCUUUAUAGCGAACUUCUUAUAUCAAAAAUUAAAACGUCCGAGCGAUUUGUUAUAUAGGGGUUCCACUGUAGUACAGUGACUGUACUCGUUUAUGGUCAUUUACUGAUCAUAUGUGGUACAAUUUUACUAAAAUUUUGAAAAAAGUUUUUAAAAAAUGAAAUUUAGGCCUCAAGGCAAUUAAUUUUAUGACAAAUUACGGCUGAAAAAUGACUAAAAAUUAAAAAAUAAUAAUAAAUUACACUCAUCUAAGCCUCGUUUGUCUUAAAAAAUAGGGAUUUGUUUUUAAAUAGUCGUAAAUUUUUAAAAAAUUCGGUUAAAUUUGAAUAAUACGACUUCUCUUCAAGCAGCGUGAGGUCAAAUUAUUCGCUAGGGGGUGGGGAGUAGACAUGAGGAACGGUUCGGGCCUGAAAUAAAGGCCUGGCCCGUUCCUCAUGUCUAGUGGGGAAGGUGAAGGGGGUAAAGGUGUGAUUUCACCCGUUUGUGGUCACACUGUAAAUAGAAUUCGAAGUGUUUUACCAUGGAAGGGAUGGGUAAAUAACAAAUUUAAUGUUAUUUAUUCGAACGGUAACGUGUUCGAACGCGUGCUCCUUUAUGUGAAAGAGUUCACGGGUUCAAAACCUUCGAAUUUGCAGAGGUUGAAACACAUAAGCAAGUGGUGUUUGAAAAGGGCAGGCAGUGUUUUGCCGGUCCGCGGACGGGUCCGGUCCGGACUGGACCGGACGGACCGAAACAGAAAUUUUUGCGGACCGGACCCAAAAACCUGCGGACCCGGACCGAAGAAAAAGUUCCGGACCGGUCCGGAAGAAAAAUUUUUUUUUAUUUUAAGAAAACUGUUUUAAAAAUUGCAAAUAAAAUGUAUUUUUAAAAGUUUUUAAGCAAAAAGAAAGCAGUUUUAGCGAUCCUUGAUUUUUUUAAAAAUAAAAAAAAAAUUUUUUGCGGACCGGGCCCAAAAAUUUGAAGUUUGGACCGGACCCAAAAAAUCGCCGGACCGGACCGGUGAAAAACACUCCGGACCGGUCCGGGCAAAACACUGAGGGCAGGGGUUCUUUCUGUGGAGGGUAGGGUAGAAAAUAAUUAUAGGGGGGAGGGGUAAAAUAUUUUUGUGGGGGAGUGGGUGUGUAGAGAGACUUUUUCUUGAAAAGAAAUGCAAAAAAAAAUUUUUUGGAGGGGGGUAGUUUAAAAAAUUUUAAGGGGGGGGAGUAAAAAAUGUUUUGUUAAAUGGGAGGUUAAAAAAUUUUUUGAGUAGGGGAAGGGGUAAAACAUUUUUUGAGAAAGGGGGGUGGCGUAAAACAGCUUUUAUUUAGGGCAGGGUAAAAAACCUGUUUUUUUUUGUUUAGGGCAGGGUAAAAAACUGUCUUUUGGGCAUGGUAGGGUAAAAAAUCGUGUUUAGGAAGGGCAGUGUAAAAAAACGGUUUUUUUAUGGUUAGGGGAGGAUAAAAAGCUGUUUUUGGGCAGGGUAGGGUAAAAAAAUCUUUUUUUGGGUGGGGGAGGGUAAAAAAUUUUUCUUGGGAAGGACAUGAUAAAACUGUUUUUUGGCAGAGAUAAACACAUUUUUUGGUUAGAGCGGGUAGGGUGGAGCAUUUUGGGACAGGCUGUGUAAAAUACGUUCAUCCUAUUUAUUUCUAUUUAAAUUUCUCUUUAAAAAUGACUUUUUUUAAUUUCAGUUCAAAAGCAACAACGGCAAGGUGUCAAAGGAGACUCGCGAGAAACUGGCAUUGAAGGUAAGUGGAUCUUUAAAAAAAAAUAAAAAAUUUUUUAAUUUAAAAAGUUUGAAAUAUUGAAAAAAAAAUUAAUUAAAAUUCCUAAAACUAACUAACCAGGGACGUCGUUUGGGGGGGGUACCGAUCCGAAUCCGAAAGGUAGGUACCUGUACGUGAAAAACGAAAAAAAUAGCUAGCUACCUGUGGACCAAAAAAUUUUCGACCUCCCCCCAGAGAAAAUCCGUAGCGACGUCCCUGUAACUAACAAUUAAGUUAAAUUAAGCUUAUUGUAAGAGAAACAGAUCAUUUUUAAACUAAAAAUGGCCUAAAAUUAGCGCAAAACAGGCCUAAAACGCCACCAAAGCAGUAAAAAUGAAUGGCUAUGGCAAAAGUAAAGCAAAAUAAUGAAAAAGCCAUGCCAUAUCUAAAUCACAACAUUGUCUAUCCUUUUAUACAUUCUUUCUCCUCAACUAUCAAUCAAGUUUGAUAUCAAGCCAUCAUAAAUCUAAACAACAAUAUCAGGGGCGUCGCUACGAAUUCUGCAGUUCUCCGCGCGGUCUCUUCAUUUCGCCACGUUCUCUCGCCUCUCUCUCAUUUCUCCGAUUUGAGGGGAAAUGUCUGCGUCUCUUCGUUUUUUCAUUGCAAGUCUCUUCAUUUCUCGCAUGGGUAGAGAGGCGCGACGCGCUUUUUUCGCUCUUUUGCACUUGAGCGAGAGAGAAAGAAGACCCCGUGCGAAAAAGGAGAGACGACAGACAUUUCCCCUCAAAUCGGAGAAAUGAGAGAGUGGCGAGAGAACGUGGCGAAAUGA
Bursaphelenchus okinawaensis is the source of this 4888-nucleotide messenger RNA. Lineage: Eukaryota; Metazoa; Nematoda; Chromadorea; Rhabditida; Aphelenchoididae. The record is from the annotation of a GenBank genome assembly.